AUGAUCGUGGGAACAAAACUGUUUGAGCGAACAGUCAACAACACACUGAUGCUCCAGUGUGGAAAUCAAACAGUUCUCCUGAAGAGGAGAAUGACCUUGGAGUUUCCCACUGUCACUCCCACAGCACCUGCCACAGCCACAGAUGGAGCUUUGGGAAUGCUUUCCCUUUCAAAGGGGCUUGCAGAGGUGUUUUGCGAGGAGUCAGAAAACGACCAAACAUUUUAUGGCUUCUCCGACGACGAAAUAAAUGAAUUUUGUAAUAUUUCGGACACUCAACCUGACGCUGAUGUCAAAGUUUCACCUCAAGUAUCAAUCAAGAAGUCUGGUCCUUCACGCUUCACACUGAGAGUGUCGCUUCGGUCUCGCAAACAUCAUAUCGCUAGCGAUGAUGAUGAUGAUGAUGAUGAUUAUGAGGACGAGGAGAAGGAGAAUAUAGAGGUGACGAAGGGCAAAAAGAAGCCUGUAAGGGCAAAAAGUGGAAAUGUGGUGUUUAAGGUGGAAGCGAAUACCGCAAGGUCUGAAACACCUUCGUCUCCUCCAGUGUCAGGCUCUGACACGGAGGGCGAAUCCUUCCUUGCAAAGAGAGCCAUGAAUAUCAAAGCAAACAAAGCAAUGUUAGCUCAGCUGAUGGCAGACUUGCAGAAGAUGCCAGGAGCUUUGCUGAAGAAGACUGAAGGCAAGCCCAAAAAGGAGCCACGCACAGGACGUACCCCUCGUCCCUCUACAGCUGCAGAAUCUCGCCGAAACCCAGAGCGAACAUCCCGCAGACAGACCCGCUCCAUGGGUGGCACCAUGGAUGACUCCUCUAACUUGAAAGACCAGGAGGAGCUGGAGUUGACUCUGGAAGAUGAGCUUAUGCAGGUGCGUGGUGCCCCCCGUCAUCGCCCCGCCCCUCGUUCAGGAAAACCCCACGUUUUUCGUCCAGUAGAAGACAUAACAGAGGAUGAGCUGCAGCUGGUAGCCAGCAACAUGACAGAGAAGAUCUAUAACAGGGUCACUGGCACGACGUGUCACCAGUGUCGACAGAAGACGGUGGACACCAAAACCUGUUGCCGUAGCGAGGAUUGCCGUGGUAUCCAAGGGCAGUUUUGUGGGCCUUGUCUGCGUAACAGAUAUGGAGAGGAUGUCAAGACAGCGCUGCUUGACCCGGAGUGGAGAUGUCCUCCGUGUCGUGGGAUCUGUAACUGUAGUUUCUGCCGUCAGAGGGAUGGACGCUGUCCCACGGGAAUUCUGUUUCCAUUGGCACAGUAUCACGGCUUCUCUGACGUCCACUCUUACCUGACCAGUCUUCGCAGUAAGCUGAAAACUGGCGAUGAAGAGGACAUCUAA
Molecule: messenger RNA, 1329 nt
Organism: Chanos chanos (milkfish)
Lineage: Eukaryota; Metazoa; Chordata; Actinopteri; Gonorynchiformes; Chanidae
Product: cell division cycle-associated protein 7-like
Exons: 9
Coding region: 1-1329 (442 amino acids)
Biological process (GO): regulation of DNA-templated transcription
Cellular component (GO): nucleus
Source: RefSeq, a predicted model, not a curated record